Brienomyrus brachyistius is the source of this 1343-nucleotide messenger RNA. Its product is annotated as olfactory receptor 52E2-like. The transcript has a single exon. The coding region runs from base 294 to 1226 and encodes 310 amino acids. Lineage: Eukaryota; Metazoa; Chordata; Actinopteri; Osteoglossiformes; Mormyridae. Gene Ontology annotation, biological process: G protein-coupled receptor signaling pathway. Gene Ontology annotation, cellular component: membrane. The record is from RefSeq and is a predicted model, not a curated record. Gene Ontology annotation, molecular function: olfactory receptor activity; G protein-coupled receptor activity.
CCUGCCAUAUCUGACAAACCUGGUGAUGAGUGAAGACCUGAGAGCUGAACCAGACCAGCUGAUGGCUGAAUACUAGUACAGCACUGCAUGAUUUUUAAAAUUUAGACAUGUAAAAAUUGCCAUUUACAGUGAGGCUUCAAGAGUCUGUUAGAGAAGCAAAAGUAACCACAAUGAACACUGAGGCACUUCAACAUCUGGAGGCUCCGAGCUCUUUGUGAUGGUACCAGGGAAGAGGAAGACUGUGAUAAAAAAAGAGGCCCAACCUCCGUCACUGCCAGCUAAAAACAGCCAGAAUGGAGAAGUUCUCCAGUGAAAUGUUCUUCAUUCUUGCUGGAUUGAAUGAGACAAGGGGAGACAAAAACAUCUACUUUGGCUUUUCUUUUGUGUCCUACCUCUGUACACUUUUUGUAAAUCUGUCUCUCAUACUAAUCAUUUCCACAGAGAAGAUUCUCCAUGAGCCCAUGUUCAUCUUCCUGUGUAAUCUCUGUGUUAAUGACAUUUAUGGAGCUACUGGUUUCUACCCCAAGAUUCUCCUUGAUCUUAUAUCAAAUUCCUGCGUUAUUUCAUACAGCGCAUGUAUACUUCAGAUUUUUGUGGUCCACACUUAUAUGCUCUCUGAACUGACAAAUCUAACAGCAAUGGCUUAUGACAGGUAUGUUGCAAUUUGCAAACCACUGGAGUAUCACUCCAUCAUGACACCACAGAGGCUGAGGAGCCUGGUACUAACUGCCUGGUUUUUUCCUUUAAGUCAGAUUUUGAUGGGCGUAUUGCUGACGGUCAGGCUGCCUCUCUGUGGUAUUAGGAUUGAAAAAGUUUACUGCUCCAACUGGGACGUGGUGAGGUUAUCCUGCUCUGAUUACACUCUGAACAAUCUUCAUUCCUACUCUAUCAUUGUUUCAUACUUUAUUCAGUUGGGGAUGAUCGUGGUCUCCUACAGCCACAUCAUUAAGGUGUCUAUAAGAUCCCGGGCAGAACAGAAGAAGUUCAUGGAGACCUGCCUGCCCCACCUGCUCACUCUGAUGAACUUCAUUCUUUCCCUUCUUUUUGAUGUCAUGUACGCACGCUAUGGCUCCAGCAGCAGCCUUCUGCCCCUCCGUAACGUGCUCUCUAUAGAGUACCUCAUCGUUCCUCCCCUGCUGAACCCCCUCAUUUACGGCCUCAAGCUGAAGCAGAUUCGUCGCAGUGUCUGGAGGCUGCUCUACAGAAAAGUCAGUGUGCUGACAUAGAUCUCUUGUUAACUGUUAUGGAAACUAUGAAAGUGGAUCAACAUUUCAUCUGACUGUUGGUAUUUCUCUUCUCUGUGACGUUAUUAGAAUCAUAUUUAGAUACCAUGUCUGUAAGGU